GCAAGAGAGCUUCCAAUCAUGAAUAUGUGGGAAAAGAUUAGGGGCCAGAUUAUGCACAGGAUGUAUGAUUAUGCAAACACUUGUGAGAACAAAUGGACUGGCAACAUUUGCCCCAAAAUCGUGGACAAGAUGCGUAAAAAUGAGGACUAUGCUAGUGAUUGUUUUACUUAUCCUUCUGGCCAAAGAGUAUACGAAGUGAAGAGCAAAGAUAACACCUAUGAGGUGAAGAUGAAUGAAAAAACUUGUGAUUGCAGAAGAUGGCAACUAACGGCCAUUCCAUGUUCGCAUGCCAUUUCCUGCAUGAGAAAAGAGAGAAUAAAGCCAGAAACCCAGAUAGCUAGUUUCUAUACAAGAGAAAGGUACAUGAAAGCAUAUGAAAAUACUGUUUGGCCAGUAAGGGAUAAAUCUUUCUGGGAAAAGACACAUGGUAGGGAUGUGGGAGCACCUUUGUAUGAAAAGGAAGCUGGGAGGAAAUCAAACAAAAGGAGAGAGCACCCAUCGGAGAAGGAGGAAGGGACGAGACUUAGCAAGCAUGGUGUGAAGAUGCAUUGCAGCUUUUGUAGGGAUCCUAAUCACAAGAGGCCUUCAUUCCCUGAAUUACAUCCCGAACUCAAGUUGGAACCACAAAGGAGGACAAAUGAUGAUGACAAUGUUGGUGAUCCUUCUGUGGUAGAGAACAUUGUAUCCGAGGAGGGCAAUCCUGAGUUGAUUCCCACACAAUGUAGUAGGACUUUUGUAGUUGAGGUCAUGGAGGAGGAAGUAAGAAUAGUUUUAACUAUUUAUAAGUUGAUCUAUAUAUUUUGUAUGGUUUUAAUGUGACGUAAUCCCUAUGAUCACUCAAGAUAGUAUCAGUUGCUCUACAGAAAUAAGUAAAAUGUUUAAGUGCAAGUAUGUGCAACCUGCUUGUAAUGCAAUUUCAAAUGGUUUCAGAACUAUGUUUUGGAAGCUUUUAGAACUACGUGUUGUCACUGUUUAAAAACUAUGGAAUAAGUGCAAGUAUGUGCAACUUGCUUGUAAUACUUUUUCA
Molecule: messenger RNA, 1027 nt
Organism: Triticum aestivum (bread wheat)
Lineage: Eukaryota; Viridiplantae; Streptophyta; Magnoliopsida; Poales; Poaceae
Exons: 2
Coding region: 19-819 (266 amino acids)
Molecular function (GO): zinc ion binding
Source: RefSeq, a predicted model, not a curated record